AUACCUACUUUACUCAUUGUAUAAAAGGGACUGCUAUAGACUGAUCUUAUUACAAUACGUAUUUAUUAUCCUUAUCUACUGAGUUACUUGAAAUAUGACAGAAUAGUGUAUAAUUAAAAAAAUGAGUAACAUGGCCCGUUGGCUCGACGUGGAAGUAGGCACAGAUGAGAUCGUGCUGAACACGUUACCAUGUGACUUAACUCUGGUGGACCUUCAUAAUGAUAAUGAAAUUAAACUUCUUGUCGGUGAUUUGGGAAAGGGAGAGGAGGGCCCAAAAUUGAAGGUUUUCAAAGGUACAUUGCAAGUAUCGGAUAUGGUUCUCCCAGACCUGCCUCUUGGUUUAGUUGGUUUCUACACGAGCGAGUCCGCGCGUUCCCAGCCAACUAUUGCCAUAGCAUUCAGCUCCUGCAUACAUAUGUACCGUAAUAUGAAGAUGUUCUACAAGUAUUAUCUGCCUACGGUUGAGCUUAGCACAUGUGAGAUGGAAGUGUGGAGACAGUUAAUGGAUCCACAAAACCACAAUUCUGAAGUCAUGACAACACUCACAGAGAGUCUUAAAUCUAUCCCAGAAAAAGUACUAACUCCACAAUCAAAGAACUUCUUGUCUAUGAGUGAAGACCAACAGCUGGAUUAUUUGGAAAACUUGAACGAGAUGCCUAGUAAGAAGAUGCCGGAGAUAGCUUGUAUGGCAACACUGAAGAUGCAAUCUGUGGAGCGGUAUUCAGUUAGCUGUUUGGUUGUUGGGUCUGAAGAUGGCGACGUGAUAGUAUUAGAAACUCAAACUUUCACACAAAUUGCUCAGGCUAAAGUUUGUUCUGUUAAGAAAACUCCAUGGUAUAUGGUAACAACGGGGCUGUUUAACGUUGACUACAGAAUUACAAUAGCCACAAGAGAGAAAUCUGUGUGUGUACUGAAAAGGGAGUGGCCUGAAGGUCGGCUGCUGUUCAGUACUGAGGAGCAUAUCAUAGCCAUGGAGGUUCUGACAUCCGACAAUAGUAUCAUGGUCAUUAGCACAGAUCAUACGAUGGCUUGCUACAGUAAAAAGGGAAAAAAGCAAUGGUCUAUGAACUUGGAACACAGGCCGGUGGCGAUGACGUUGAUACCAGUGAUGCACCUGGGUGUGACUUUGACAGCCGUCGCGCUCGCCUCCGGACAUGUCCAUCUUUACGACGGGAAGGCACGUCGAGACACGUUAUUUGUUAGAGAUGUGGUAUCGGUGAUGAAAUUCGGCCAGCUCGGUCAAGAGGAACAUGUGCUGAUCAUUGUGACUGGUGGUGGGAACCUAAUGUUGAAGAUAUUGAAACGGACCGCGGAUUUUAACGGCCACGCGGCCGGCGUGGAGAAUACAGCGAGCGCGGCGAUCGCGCAAAAACCAUGGCUGAUACCGAAGAAAUCCAAGUUGUUUCUAGAACAAUCUGUCAGGGAAAGGGAGAAUGCCAGCAUGAUGCACGAGAUCUUUCAAUUAGAACUGAACAAAUUGCGUUUGCUUGCUGCCAAGACCCUUCUAGAAGCUUACGUAAAAUGUGACAAUUCUAUAGGAGCGGGCGCAUUGGAGCCCGUCCGACUCACAGCUGAGGUAGAGGGAUUGGGUCCGGUCUUUCGUGUGGGGCUCAUCAUUGAGAACACAUCCUCAGAUAAGGCUGUCAUCGGACUGUCCAUACUGUUUCACGUUCACACGAGUAACUACAAGGUCUCCCAUCCGUACAUAAAGGUACCACUAAUAUCUCCAGGGUCAAAACUAAAAUUUCCCACCAAAGUGGAAGAAGUGUUUGAAGAGAAUAUAAAUCCUGAUGUAUUCUUCCGCACUGUUACCGGGCAGGGCGGGGAGGCGACACUAGUUAAGGUGCUCCUACUAAAGGAAGGGAAGACGGCUCCUGUGCUCGCCGCAACUGUUCAAAUGCCUGCUACCGAUCCUAUGAUGUUGCCAUAUGAGAAAUUGCAGAGCACACAGAAUUUUGAUCAGAAUGCAAUAUAA
Messenger RNA from Achroia grisella, 1975 nucleotides. RefSeq names its product Bardet-Biedl syndrome 1 protein homolog (gene BBS1). Gene Ontology annotation, biological process: protein localization to cilium; non-motile cilium assembly. Gene Ontology annotation, cellular component: centrosome; BBSome; axoneme. The transcript has 11 exons. Lineage: Eukaryota; Metazoa; Arthropoda; Insecta; Lepidoptera; Pyralidae. The record is from RefSeq and is a predicted model, not a curated record. Bases 122 to 1975 code for a protein of 617 amino acids. Gene Ontology annotation, molecular function: patched binding; smoothened binding.